Messenger RNA from Ipomoea triloba (trilobed morning glory), 432 nucleotides. RefSeq names its product SKP1-like protein 1A. Lineage: Eukaryota; Viridiplantae; Streptophyta; Magnoliopsida; Solanales; Convolvulaceae. Gene Ontology annotation, biological process: SCF-dependent proteasomal ubiquitin-dependent protein catabolic process. The transcript has a single exon. Bases 1 to 432 code for a protein of 143 amino acids. The record is from RefSeq and is a predicted model, not a curated record. Gene Ontology annotation, molecular function: cullin family protein binding. Gene Ontology annotation, cellular component: nucleus; cytoplasm.
AUGUCUUCCUCAAAGGUGAUCAUGUUAAGUAGUUCUGAAGGAGAUAUCUUCUCCGUGGAAGAGGAGAUGGCGCUUAAGUUUAACUACCUGGGUAUAGACUACUGCGACGGCGACACUGUGAUCCCCCUCCCCAAAGUUAGUAGCAAGAUAUUGGCUAUGGUUAUAGAAUACUGCAGGCGCCAUGUUGAGAAUAAGCCCAACAUGUUAGAUGACCUUAAGGCCUUUGAUGAUAAUUUUGUCCAAGUUGACAAGAGAACGCUGUUUGAUCUCAUUUUGGCUGCUAAAUACCUCAAGAUAUGGAGCUUGCUUGAUCUUACCUGUCAAACUCUUGCUGAGACCAUUGAUGGAAUGACAUUGGAGAUGGUCUACAAAGCUUUUAACAUAAAAUGUUACCUCCCUAGUGAGGAGGAGAAACCUUGGGCAUUUAUGUAA